AUGAAGUUAGCCGUGCUGUCGUCCCUCUUGACAUUAGGGGCUAGUCUUGCCAUUGAAAAGAAUGUUGUCGUCUCUAAAGAUGCACCUAAAAAACAGUUUGAGCUCAAUUUGACCUGGGAAGCUUCGGCACCUGAUGGAUUUGAGCGCAUGCAAGUUUUGAUCAAUGGCCAGUUCCCUGGACCUCCACUUAUAGUUGAUGAGGGAGACCACGUCGAGGUGACUGUGAAUAACUACUUGCCAUUCAACACCACCGUACACUAUCACGGCAUUGAACAAGUAGGAACAUCCUGGUCAGAUGGAGUGCCUGGCGUUUCGCAAAAUCUUAUCCCUCCAGGCGGGAGAUUUGUUUCGGCGUUUAAUGUUGAGCAAUAUGGAACAUAUUGGUAUCACUCACAUUCUGCUGGACAAAUCAUGGAUGGUCUUUAUGGACCUAUCUACGUUAGGCCACAAACAAUCAACAACGAUCUUCUCACUGCAAUCACAAGUGAUAGCACAGAGCAAGCACAGAUUCAAGACGCCAUCAAAUCCCCUCUUCUGGUAAUGCUUUCCGAUUGGAUGCAUUUUACAUCAGAGGAUCUCCGAGCCAUUGCUCUGGCUGCGAAUAUCGAUACAGUAUGUACGGACUCCGUUUUGAUUAACGGAAAGGGUCGGGUGAACUGCCAGAGUGUGGACUAUCUGAAUAGUUUGGUUUCUGCCGCUGAAGCACCUAUCCUCGAAGGCUUAUCUUAUACCCCGAAAGGUUGCAUUCCGCUCCAGAACACAUUUGUCCAGCCAGGCGAUUCGCACGACUUUAAUCAAGUCCCAGUUUCUCUCUUCGACCAAUGCAAUGCUACAGGCGCAACGGAGGAGGUCAUCGAAGUUGACUCAAGCAAUGGCUGGGCGAGCCUGAACUUCAUCGGUUCUUCAUCUGUGUUGGCUCCCAUUGUCUCUAUCAACAAUCAUCCCCUCUGGGUCUACGAGGUCGACGGCUUGUACAUCAAGCCAACAAAAGUUGACUCUUUAAAACUCAGCGUUGGCGGUCGCUAUUCUGCCUUGAUUAAAUUGGACAACACUCCAGGAGCAUAUCCCAUCAAUGUGGCUAGCUCAGGUAUCAAUCAAAAGAUUGCAGGUUACGGUACACUUUCCUAUAAAAAUGGAAAUUCAGAUGUUCAGUCGACCGCUUCUAUCGAUUAUGGUGGUACCAACACAAGCGCUUCUGUCGUCUCUCUUGAUGAAAGUGUCAUUGAACCACUUGUUCCAGAUCAGCCCAGAGACAACCCGGAUCAAACAUAUAUCCUCAGCUCUGGCCGCUUGCAGAAGGCUUGGGAAUGGUCUCUCAAUGGGGAUAAUUCAUACAAGCUGGAGUUAGAAGCUCAAAGACCCUUAUUAUGGAAUCCUGAAAAGGCAGACGAUAGUGCCCUGGUUAUCGGUACGAAGAACAACACUUGGGUGGAUAUCAUUUUUGCCAUGACUGGACAGGCGAACACUCUUCAACCUCCCCAUCCUUUGCACAAGCACUCCAACCGAGUAUACGUACUUGGUUCCGGCAGCGGCAGUUUCAAUUGGACUUCAGUUGCAGAGGCCGCCCAGGCUAUCCCUGACAGCUUCAACUUAAUUAAUCCACCAAUUCGAGAUACUUUUACGACACCCGCCGCUGUUGCUGGUCAAAGCUGGAUGGCGAUUCGCUAUCAUGUUAAAAACCCGGGGGCUUUCUUCCUCCAUUGCCAUAUCGACCCGCACCUUACUGGUGGCAUGGCCCUCGCAAUAUUGGACGGUAUAGACACCUGGCCAGAGAUUCCGGCCCAAUAUGGACCUGAUGGGCAAUGGGGUAAUGCACAUGGAAGGUGA
Molecule: messenger RNA, 1827 nt
Organism: Penicillium taxi
Lineage: Eukaryota; Fungi; Ascomycota; Eurotiomycetes; Eurotiales; Aspergillaceae
Exons: 12
Coding region: 1-1827 (608 amino acids)
Molecular function (GO): copper ion binding; oxidoreductase activity
Source: RefSeq, a predicted model, not a curated record